This is a messenger RNA of Labeo rohita (rohu), 2964 nucleotides long. RefSeq lists its product as uncharacterized. The transcript has 3 exons. NCBI's taxonomy places the organism in Eukaryota, Metazoa, Chordata, Actinopteri, Cypriniformes, Cyprinidae. The record is from RefSeq and is a predicted model, not a curated record. Gene Ontology annotation, cellular component: membrane. Gene Ontology annotation, molecular function: GTP binding. Bases 92 to 2317 code for a protein of 741 amino acids.
UACCGAUAUUAUAACCACCUGCGCACAGAUAAGAUGGGGCAGGUCUACUCACUUUAUCUAUCGGCGAAAGAUUUUUUUUAUAAGAGACAUCAUGUCAGAUGAAGUCAAUGUCUUUAUGGACCCUUUCCUCAAAAUCUACACAAGUCCUGAUCAUAUAGAAGUAGCUGAUAACCUUACUGAAUGCUUUCACGAGGACAUUGUGUUGAAAGAGCAACAGAGAAACACAGAAUUGUUGGAGUCCCUAGGAAUCGUCCAAUCAAAAAUCAUUAAAACCAUGGAGAAACAACCAGAGAAACGCAAAGAGCAUUCUUGUUCUGUAAUGGGGAUUGUUGAAUCAAAACUUAAUGAGGUGAAGGAAAGAGAGAAGCUGAGGGAAAAAAAGCAGAGUGAUAAAGAAAAGCAAGCAGAGAAAGAAGUGGUACAUAUAACAAAUGAAACAACUGUUGAUCAGUCAGAAAAAGCUGUAUUGUGCAAUUUUGACAGGAUAUGGAUGGAAAAAUGUUUUGAGGAGCAAAAUGAGCAAACCGAGGCUGAAGAACCAUGGAAAGUGACCACAGAACAGCAACACGUGAGAAAAGAAACGCAGAGUGAUGAAGAAAAGCAAGCAGAGAAAAAAGUGAUACAUAUAACAAAUGAAUCAACUGUAGAUCAGCCAGGAAAAGCUGUAUUGUCCAAAUUUGACAGGAUAUGGAUAGAAAAAUGUUUUGAGGAGCUAAAGGAGCAAACCAAGGCUGAGGAACCAUGGGAAGUGACAACAGAACAACAACACAUGAGAAAAGUAAAGGAGAGUGAUACAGAAAAGCAAGCAGAGAAAGAAGUGAUACAUAUAACAAAUGAAUCAACUGUUGAACAGUCAGAAAAAUCUGUAGUGUGCGAUUUUGACAGAGCAUGGAUGGAAAAAUGUUUUGAGGGGCUGAAUGAGCAAACCGAGGCUGAGGAACCAUGGGAAGUGACAACAGAACAACACCACAAGAAAAAGGAACAAAGCGAACCAAAAACUGCAUUUGAGCUGACAAAUGAGGACACAAAUGGAUUGAUCGAUUGUGGAAAAGAUGACACAGAUAAUGUCUUCAAGUGUAAAGCAAAAGAAAACGCACAUUUAAAAUCAAAAAGCACUAAGAAGAGGGAAAGUCUAAACACAGCACCUAAAACGCAAGAAGAUGAGCAUAUAUAUGAAGUACCUGAUGUUGUGCUCACUAAUUCUGUUGAACACAAUUAUGAAACAGAAUGUAUUAAAGAACAACUCAAGCACCUGGACAACGUCACACUUCAUAUUGCUGUUACAGGAUCUACUGGAGCAGGGAAGUCCACAUUUAUCAAUGCAAUACGAGGUCUUAAACCCGACGACGUUGGUGCAGCUCCCACAGGGGUGACUGAGACGACAGUGACAUCAACGGUGUACCCACAUCCUACAAUGCCCAAUGUAAAAUUAUGGGAUCUCCCAGGGACUGGAAGCCCCAAAUUUAAAGCCAAAAACUAUCUAAAGGAGGUGAAACUUGACACCUUUGACUUCUUCAUCAUCAUCUCCUCAGAGAGAUUCAAAGAAAAUGAUAUCGUGCUGGCUAAAGCCAUUAAAGAGAAAAAGAAGUUGUUCUACUUCCUCCGCUCGAAGAUUGACAAUGACAUUGAAGCGGAAUCUCAAUGGAGAGACUUUGAUGAGGAGAAAGUCCUCUCACAAAUUCGUGAAGACUGCUAUAUAAACCUCAAGGAUAUGCAUAACCCAGAAAUUUUCCUGAUUUCCUCCUUUGAAUUGCACAAAUAUGACUUUCAAACCCUCGUUGACACACUGGAGAAGCAGCUACCUGCUCACAAGAGAGAUGCCUUGGUUUUGUCCUUGCCAAUAUACUCGUCCAAGAUUCUGGAGGAGAAGAUCGAAAUGUUUAUGAAGCAAACCUGGUCGGCAGCUGUCGCUUCUGGUUCCAUUGCUGUGGCUCCAGUGCCUGGUCUUUCCAUAGCUUGUGAUGCUGCCAUUUUGCUGGCUUUCUUCACCAAGUGUUACUAUGCAUUCGGCCUGGAUGAUGAGUCAAUAGAUAAACUGUCGGUGAGGGUCAACAAUCCAUCCCUGAAAUCUGUAAGAAAGUCACCUCUAGUGAUCGCUGUUAGGCAAAAGAAACUCAGUAAUAAGGAGCUGUCUGCACUGACAAGUAAGGAAGCAGCUGUUAAAUUUGCAUGGAGCAUGGUUCCUGUUGUAGGGAGUAAAAAGACAGCAGAAAUGUCUUACUCUGCAACACUGGGCCUUCUGCGUGCAGGAGUUCAGGAUCUCGCUGAUACAGCCAAAGAAGUGCUGAAAGUGGCAGGUCUGACUGAUGUCUACUAAAAUAUUGAGAUCACAGUCAAGAGGUCAUCCAACUAAUUAGUGUGGUUAAGACUUUUUGACACAUUUUGUGGGGUCACAAUCACUCACAAAAUACUCAAAUUAUGUUCCUGCCAUUCAAGAAGCUGUGCUGCAUGCAUAAUAACAGUUCUGAACAUGUUUCUUUAUCAUCUUAAAAAUGUGGUCUUAGAUUGCUUUUGAAUGUUCGUAUGAUGUUAUGUGUUACAUCAUGUGCUGAGUGUGUGUAGAAACCACAAGUUACCACUACUGUUUGUCUUCAUAGUUAUAAAAGAAUACAUUUUAAAGUGUAUGUAAACUAUUCACAGGAAUGUGGUCACUUUAAUUAUCUAAUAGUUUCAUUUUUCAUUUUUUUUCUAUCUGAUUUUUAAUUAUGCAUAAUGUCUAAUGUCUUAUUGUACAUAAUAGAAAUUAAAAGGUGUAUAUAGUUUUUUAUUGGCUUUUGGAGUUACUGCAAGACCUGGGAUGGUUAUAACAUGGGUCAGUUGUAACACUUCCGCUUUCUCAAAUAAAAAACAAGUUACAAUCACCUGAUUCACUUCACACAUUUUCAGAUAUUUUUCAUGCAAGUUGUUUGUGCUAAUGUUUUGGUUGUAAGCUGUAAGGUGAGCUACGCCAUGGUGACAAAACAC